Molecule: messenger RNA, 1622 nt
Organism: Megalops cyprinoides (Indo-Pacific tarpon)
Lineage: Eukaryota; Metazoa; Chordata; Actinopteri; Elopiformes; Megalopidae
Product: SIN3-HDAC complex-associated factor-like
Exons: 6
Coding region: 103-777 (224 amino acids)
Biological process (GO): negative regulation of cell migration
Source: RefSeq, a predicted model, not a curated record
AGUAGUAGUAAGGCAUGCGCAGUGUCGUGUGGAGAAAACAGCAAGGAUUCAAAGUUUUUGUUUGUUGUGUGCUUUUCAUCACGCUCUCCAUCAUAUUUUGAGAUGUUUGGUUUUCAUAAAUCGAAGAUAUAUCGCAGUAAUGAAGGAUGUUGCAUUUGUAAGACCAAGUCCUCCAGCUCUCGGUUCACAGACAGCAGCAGAUACGAGGAAAACUUCAGGCUCUGUUUUGGGCUGAUGGAAGAUCGAGUUGGUGACAUCUGCAAUGCUUGUGUCCUGUUAGUCAAGAGAUGGAAAAAGUUGCCACUUGGGUCUAAGAAGAACUGGAGCCAUGUUGUGGAUGCAAGGGCUGGACCGGGCUUCAAGCUGACUAAACCCAAGAAGGUGAAAAGGAGCGAGGGAAAGAAGAAGAGCAAACUGAAGAGGCUUCAUAAAUUCAAAAGACAAAACUCCGAUGCCCACAGCACAACAUCCAGUACAUCCCCCUCUCAGUCUCCAAGCUACAGCAACCAAUCCGAUGAAGGUUCGGACAUUGAAUCUAAGCAGAGGCGUUCCUCACCAGCCAUUUUCUCUUUCCUGGACCUCUCCUACUGGAAAAGGCAAAAAGUAUGCUGUGGCAUUGUGUACAAAGGACGCUUUGGUGAGGUGAUGAUUGAUCCACGCCUCUUCAAGCCCUGCUGUGGCUCCAAGAAGCAGGAAACAUUGGCACCCACACCAGAGGUGCACCUGCCCAGCACGCAUCCUACCCCGCUUCCGGAGGAUCUAAAACAGAGCUGGUGACUACCUGCGGGUCCUGCACUGAGGUCCUCUCUGCACCUCUUAGUUUUGUCUCCAGUGGCAGACUCCCCUUCCAACUUUCCAUGUAUUACUUUACUGUAUUACAGUUAGACAGAUAUAUAGUUUGUGUAGUUCUAUUCUACUAUGAUUUUUUUUUGUCUUUUGUAAAAUGAAUUUCACUAUGUUUUUGUAAAAAACAAUAACAAAAAAAUUAAAUAUGGGCAUUAGUAGAACACAUGUAGGAUCAGGAAACAUGGCUAUUGUACACGGCCUAUAAAGGCAGGAUACUGUUUUCUUCUUUCUCAUUUCAUUGACUAUAAACAUACUUUUUGUGUAAUGCCAAUACGUUUGUAAAUACUGUUUUGUAAUGGCAAUACAGAGAUUGCCUCCUGUAGACUUUGUUUCGGGGUCUUCACAGUGCAGUCGAGGUAUAGCAGAAAAAUACUGUUUUAAUAAAUGAUACGUAGACUUCAACCAGAAGCCGGUCAUUCUUAUUUUAAGCAAUACUCUGGUAUUUUCCACUGACCAUUUUCAUUGUAUCUUAUAUAUACACAGAAUUUAGCCACACAAAAUUGUUCCUGCCUUUUGUGUGAGAAUAGUUUCACGUUAUCUUACGAAAUGGGAAAAGUUAGCACUUGACCUGUGAUAUUCCUGUUUCCUAUCUUCUGCUCAGCAACACUGACCUCAGUGCUCAGGCCAUACAGGGUGGUCACUUGUAGAGCACCCAUCAGAGAUUACUGAGGCAAAGGGGGUGAGUAGUAGUGUGGAAUUUAUCCCAGGCCAAAGCAUAUUAAGGCUUCCUUUCAAAGUAGAUCAGUCUGAUCGGAAUACCUUGUCUAUUUCCUAUC